Molecule: messenger RNA, 5877 nt
Organism: Erinaceus europaeus (western European hedgehog)
Lineage: Eukaryota; Metazoa; Chordata; Mammalia; Eulipotyphla; Erinaceidae
Gene: TMTC3
Product: transmembrane O-mannosyltransferase targeting cadherins 3
Exons: 13
Coding region: 46-2802 (918 amino acids)
Biological process (GO): protein O-linked glycosylation via mannose
Cellular component (GO): endoplasmic reticulum
Molecular function (GO): mannosyltransferase activity; protein binding
Source: RefSeq, a predicted model, not a curated record
UCUCUAUGAUUUUUUUUUCCCUCUAGAUUUUGUCUACAAAUCCAUAUGGGAAAGAUGGCUGAUAUCAACUUCAAAGAAGUAACCUUAAUAAUAGGUGUGGUAACUGCCUGCUAUUGGAACAGCCUUUUCUGUGGAUUUGUCUUUGAUGACGUCUCCGCAAUACUGGAUAAUAAAGACCUACACCCAUCCACACCUUUAAAAACUUUAUUUCAGAAUGACUUCUGGGGAACCCCUAUGUCUGAGGAAAGAAGCCACAAAUCUUACCGUCCUCUGACUGUAUUGACAUUUCGUUUAAAUUAUCUGUUUAGUGAACUGAAACCCAUGUCUUACCAUCUCCUCAAUAUGAUUUUUCAUGCUGCCGUUAGUGUGAUAUUUCUUAAAGUCUGCAAACUUUUCCUGGACAACAAAAGUAGCCUGAUCGCUUCUUUACUCUUUGCUGUCCAUCCAAUACACACAGAAGCAGUAACAGGUGUGGUAGGAAGAGCAGAACUUCUGUCAUCUACCUUUUUCCUCGCUGCAUUUUUGUCAUAUACCAAGUCAAAAGGACCUGAUAAUUCCAUAGUGUGGACUCCAAUUGCUCUGACAGUCUUCUUAAUGGCAGUUGCAACACUGUGUAAAGAACAAGGAAUAACGGUUGUGGGAAUUUGCUGUGUGUAUGAAGUAUUUAUUGCCCAGGGGUAUACCUUGCCGCUGUUAUGUACUACUGCUGGCCAGUUUCUCUGUGGAAAGACUAGUAUUCCAUUGUCUAUGCUGCAGACACUAAUCAAACUCAUUGUUUUGAUGUUCAGUACACUAUUACUCGUUGUGAUUAGAGUCCAAGUGAUCCAGUCCCAGCUGCCAGUAUUCACCAGGUUUGAUAACCCAGCAGCUGUAAGCCCAACUCCUACAAGGCAACUGACUUUUAACUACCUUCUUCCUGUGAAUGCUUGGCUUUUAUUAAAUCCCUCAGAACUCUGUUGUGAUUGGACCAUGGGAACAAUACCACUGAUAGAGUCCUUCCUCGACAUUCGAAAUCUCGCCACAUUUGCUUUCUUUUGCUUACUGGGGGCUUUGGGAGUAUUCAGUCUCAGAUACCCUGGUGACUCUUCUAAGACUGUCUUAAUGGCACUUUGCUUAAUGGUGUUACCAUUUAUUCCUGCAUCCAACCUCUUUUUUCCAGUUGGAUUUGUUGUUGCUGAACGAGUCUUGUAUGUCCCUAGCAUGGGCUUCUGUAUCUUGGUAGCCCACGGAUGGUACAAAAUAGCAAGCAAAGGUGUGCUGAAAAAACUGUCCUGGAUUUUUCUGACUAUGGUGAUACUCACUCAUGCCUUCAAAACUCUUCACAGAAAUUGGGAUUGGGAGUCUGAAUAUACAUUGUUUAUGUCAGCCUUGAAGGUAAAUAAAAACAAUGCCAAAUUAUGGAAUAAUGUGGGUCAUGCUCUGGAAAAUGAGAAGAACUUUGAGCGAGCUUUGAAAUACUUUUUACAGGCUACCCAUGUGCAGCCAGAUGACAUAGGUGCCCACAUGAAUGUAGGAAGAACUUACAAAAAUCUAAAUAGAACCAAAGAAGCUGAAGAAUCUUACAUGAUGGCUAAGUCUCUAAUGCCUCAAAUCAUCCCUGGUAAAAAAUACGCAGCCAGAAUUGCCCCUAACCAUCUGAAUGUGUAUAUCAAUCUGGCCAACCUCAUCCGAGCAAAUGACUCUCGACUAGAAGAAGCAGAUCAAUUGUACCGGCAAGCAAUAAGUAUGCGGCCUGACUUCAAGCAGGCUUAUAUUAGCAGAGGAGAAUUGCUUUUAAAAAUGAAUAAACCUCUCAAAGCAAAAGAAGCCUAUCUUAAAGCAUUAGAGCUGGACAGGAAUAACGCAGACCUGUGGUACAACUUGGCAAUUGUUCAUAUUGAACUUAAAGAGCCAGAUGAAGCCCUGAGAAACUUUAAUCAUGCUUUAGAACUAAACUCAAAGCACAAGCUGGCAUUAUUUAAUUCUGCUAUAUUAAUGCAAGAAUCAGGUGAAGUUAAACUCAGACCUGAAGCAAGAAAGCGACUUUUAAGCUAUAUAAACGAAGAGCCACACGAUGCUAAUGGUUAUUUCAAUCUGGGAAUGCUUGCCAUGGACGACAAAAAGGAUGGUGAAGCUGAGAUGUGGAUGAAGAAAGCCAUAAGAUUACAAGCAGAUUUUAGAAGCGCUUUGUUUAACUUGGCACUCCUGUAUUCUCAAACCGCCAAGGAACUGAUGGCCUUGCCAGUUUUGGAAGAAUUACUCAGACACUAUCCUGAUCACAUCAAGGGUCUAAUUCUAAAGGGAGACAUUUUGAUGAAUCAGAAAAAAGAUAUACUUGGCGCAAAAAAAUGUUUUGAAAAGAUUUUGGAGAUGGAUCCAAGCAACGUGCAAGGAAAACACAAUCUUUGUGUUGUUUACUUUGAAGAAAAGGAUUUAUUAAAAGCUGAAAGAUGCCUGGUUGAGACGUUGGCAUUGGCACCACAUGAAGAAUAUAUUCAACGCCAUUUGAAUAUAGUCAGGGACAAGAUUUCUUCAUCAAGUUUUGUAGAGCAGCCAGUAACUCCAGCUGAUAAGAGUCCUGGUAUCGAAGGAGACAAAACUCCAAGCAAAAAUGUCAAAGACGUCCAGAGCAAUUCCAGACCCAUACAGACAACGAAAACGAACAAUGAGAAAAGCCCAUCGAAAUCUAGCAAACAACUAGGCAAAAACACAGGCGAAGAGAACCCUCAAAAAACAACAAGAGAAAUCAAGGAAAUCGAGAAGAAAAGAGUUGCUGCUUUAAAAAGACUAGAAGAGAUUGAACGUAUUUUAAAUGGUGAAUAGCACUGCUCUUCAUGUGACAAUGGUUCUCAGAGAACAUCAUUACAUAUCCUGUGGUGACUUGGGAAGGAAGUUUUGAGAAAGAGCCAAGAAUAGACAGCAGUCCAUUUUGAAUUGCCUCUAUGUAGCAUCAAAAUAAGAUUUUCAUUCAAGACCUGUCUUCCACACACCCCACCCCCAGGAUAUGUACAUUAUAGGAUUUGGCAGUCAGUCUCUGAAUUUUAACCCGUCUAGAUGGCAAACUGUACCUUUUAUCAUGGAAGGCAUAUUCUUUCAGUGGAAGAAUCCUUACUGUUCUCACAUAAACACCUACUCAUUUAUUUAGUAAAUUCCCAUUCAUUAGCUAACUUCAUUUUUUCCUUCCAACUGUUAGAAUCUUGACUAUUGAUUUUUUUUUUUUUACAAGGGGUAUCUCAUAAAACAUUUUGAACUAAGACAUGUUAGCCUAAGAAUGGACUUGGUUGAGUUGUAUUUUUAUCCUCAACUUCACUCCAAGAUGGAUUUUUAAUCAGGUACCGUUUAAAACAUCUACACAUGCCUUGCUAAUGGUGCUCAUAUAAACUGUCUUUUCAUUCCCUACAUGCUGAAAGUUUCACAGUUCACACCAUAUGAUCAUGGCCAUCUUUGACUUUUUAUUCCAUAACCUAUUCAUAUUUUUAGGAUCUUAGUCGUAUUGAGAAGUCCUAAUAAGUAUAAUUUUAUUUAAGAUUUUGUGUUAAAACAUAGUGUCUCAUUGUAGUAGUAAGUUUCUAGUGUUAUUUUAAUUUUGUUUCCAAAAACAUACAUUAAUCACCCUUAGAUACUGUAAGUUCUGCUUAACUAAAUGCCAUAUAAUGUGACAAAAUUUAUUUUUAAACACUAAGUUCAUGGCAUUUUGUUUGGGUGUUUAGUUUCAUGAAAUAUUUAUUUUGACUACUGAGCUUUCAUUAAGAAACAUAAAGCUGUUUCAACUUUGUCAAGUGUGAAAAACAAAUUCCUGUUGCAUUUUAUUUAAACAUAUAAUUUAACCCAAAUUCCAUCAUUUUGGUAGGCUGUCCAACUAUCAGAGAUAAUUUGCAUAAAAUGGGGCUGAUAAACUAGUUGACCUCAGCACAUUUAAACCUGAAAACUGUUACAUUAGAAAAUAGAUAGAAAUCAGGUUUAUUCGCUUAAGUCUGAUUUUAUCUUCCCCCCCCCAAUUUAAAGUAACUUUCAAACGUAUUUUUGACAUUUUGGUUGUAAUUUAAAAUGUCAAAGCUCAAACCAUCAUCCUAGGAUAAAAACUAAUUUCUAGUUAUGUAGCUACUACUGAAUUCUUUUACAUAAAGAUAACUAAGUAUAUGUGUUUCCCAAAACAGAUUCUUUAUUUUUUGUAAAUAGGUUGUAGAAAACACUAUCUGCAUUAAAGGACCAAUCUUACUAGGUUCUCUAAAGAUCUGACAUUGCUUGUUUUUCAGUUUAAAAUAAACAUCGAUCACUACCUAAAAGAUUUAAUUUUUGAUCUAGCAGAUUGAGUUAAACACUAAAGCAAUACCUUAUUUCAGUUUUUAAAUUAUGACUUUGUGCAUUCAGUUAUAAGGUGGAGAAUACCUCAUAUAUUAUGACUUGAAAAAUGAAAUCUAUGUUUUCCAUAUAUUUCCAUGUGUCUUGAGAAAAAAAGUUUCAGAGUUUUAUCUGUUGUGGUAUCAAGAACAGAAGGAAAUAGCUCAUGACAGCAGACCAUAAUUUUAAAAAAUUAGUAUUUUAAUAAAGUUAUAUAAAAAUUCAAGAUAGAGUAUAUAGUAAUGCUAUCCAGUGAUUUUUAAUAUAAAAAUAAUUAUCUUCUGUAUACCUAGUGCUCAUAUUUUUGAAUCUUAAGUAAUUUAUUUAAAUAAAAGCCAUCCUGAGUAAGAAUUUCCCAGGCAACUAUUUCUUAAACUCUUUAUUUUAGAAUCAUCUAGACUGCUUGUAAUUUGGAUCUUUACCCCACAAUUAAAUGUUGUCGUUUUUUUUUUUAAAUAGGGAUGUAGCCACAUUUCAGAUUUUAAAAAAAUUCUUGAAGUGAUUUUAAUUUCUUAUAAGGGUUAAUAACCACAACUGAAGAAAAUCAUCUCUCCUUUGUUAACUUUUUUAAGUAGUAAAAUAGCGAAGUUGUGCUGUUUUGAGUUCCCCAAAGAAAUAUAUUCUUCUGAUAACUAGUAUUUAUUUCACUUUAGGUUUCAUCAGACUUAUGUGUAAAAAUGGUUAUUUCUUCUCUUUAUGCUCAAAGUAGAAAUUUUACUCAACUUUUUUUUGGUGAGUAAAACUAAGUUUUGUUUUUUUUUUUCCCUUAGAACUGCCUUUGGGGGAAAUUGGAGGAAGGGGACAGUUUAAACAUAUUUGAUUAACCUAUGAUCAGAAUUGUGAGCUUCUGUAGGUUCAGAAAUAGAUGCAAUUUUAAUUCUCAGUUCUUCUAAAGAGAAUCGGUUCCCCAAGAGUUCUAAGAAAGCUUUGACAAUCCUCAAAAUUCUGUUACUCCCUCAUCCUUCUUAGAAGAGGUCAAGUUUCUUUCAUGUUGUUCCUGUUUGUAUUUGCUUAGUUGGAUUCAUAAUUGAGAAUGUUAUCUUCAGUUGUUUCUGUAAAUGAUUUUUCUGAAGUUGAUGACUAGAGGAUAAGACAGAUGUGCUUGCAAUUCUGUUUUGCAAAUUUGUGUUUGCUUUUAUGUAAAUACUUGGUGUGUGAAUUACAUAAUUCUAGCCAACCUCAUGUCUUUCCAUUACAUCAGUUGAAACUCUCAACUUCAUAUUACAGAAUGUUUCUUUAAAAAUGAUUUAAUGAAAAAAUUGAAAUGAUAUAGAUUUGUAUGUCAGUUUAUACUUCAGAAAUCCAUAUAUUUGUCCUAUUUAUUUUUUUAAGGAAAAAAAUCUAACUGCAUGACUUAAGUGACAUUUAAAAUGAAACCCGCAGCAUAUCAGAUAUCUUCCUUAUCCAGAAUUUUAUGUGUUGAAAGUUGUCACCCAUCCAUAUUAAGGAGUUCAUACGAAGAUGUGAAUCUGAACUAUAUGCAUUUUAUAUUACUAUCACCUCUCUGUGUGCCAUUUUCUAAAUCUUGGGCAUUAAACUGAUGCUUAAAAAAAAAAA